UAUAAUAUGUAUUCCUAUACAUCGCGACAUUUUCAUAUAGUCCAUUUUUUCUUAUUAUUUACUAAACUACUGAUGGAUAGUGUGAAGUUGAUUGGGACCGUGUAUUUGAUAGUGUUGUGCUGUUAUCUCUCUACACUAAUAGAUGUCAAUCAACGCGAGCCAAGUACAUUCACGGAAAGAAUAUCUUGGAUUUGGCCGAACAAUAUCAAAGUCAAUCGCGAUGUAGUUUUCGAUACGUCGGAAAUGAUAAGGAAAGCGGGUUAUCCCGUGGAAACUCAUGUUACAACGACCGAGGAUGGAUAUCUCUUAACAUUACAUCGUAUCCCAGGUGGUAACAGCUCUCUACCUGUACUACUGCAACACGGUUUUUUUUGCUCAUCCGCUGUUUGGGUUAUUCUUGGUAAAGGGAAAGGAUUAGCUUACGUACUAGCGGAUCACGGAUAUGAUGUUUGGUUGGGUAAUUUUCGAGGUAAUACUUACUCCAGGGCGCAUAUUUCCCUAUCUCCAUCGAACUCGACAUUUUGGGAUUUCAGCCUUAACGAAUUGGGCAUCUACGAUUUACCCGCAAUGAUUACAUAUAUUACAAAUAUGAAAUCACAACCAUUGCAUACACUUAUUGGUCAUUCGAUGGGCGCAACUUGUUCUUACAUAAUGGCAACGGAGCGUCCGGAAAUUGCUCGAAUGGUAAAAGCGAUGAUCAGCCUCUCACCAACAGUUUUUGUAAACUAUAUAACAAGUCCGAUACAAUAUUUGGUUUUCUUGAAAGAUUACAAGAUGAUAAUGCGAUUUUUUUUUCACGAAUUUCUGCUAAGCAAUUUCGUAAGGUCUUUUUUAACAUUUGGCUGCGAUCAGAACAUCAUCAAAGAUAUCUGCUCCGACGUGAUGUUUAUAAUCUGGGGCUACGAUCGCGAGCAGUUUAAUUAUCUUCUGCUACCCCUCAUCGUGGGUCAUUUCCCGGCCGGCAAUUCGUUUAAUACGCUGGUGCAUUAUGCCCAGAUAUUCCAAUCGGGCAAGUUUCGCCAUUAUGAUUAUGGUCGCGCGAAAAACAUAUUGAUCUAUAAUUCGAUAGAACCUCCGGACUACAAUCUAGCGAAUAUAACGAUCCCGAUCGCGUUAUUUUAUGGCCCUGGCGACUUGCUGGAUAACAUCAUGGAUGUAGAGAGGAUCUACCGCGAAUUGCCCAACGUAGUGGACAUUUACGAAAUACCAUGGCGCAAUUUCAAUCACGCAGACUUUUUAUGGGCUAAGGAUGCGCCAAAACUCGUAUAUGAAAGAGUUCUCAGGAUCAUGAGGAGAGAAAAUUCAAAUAAUGUCACAUCAAUAAUCAAAAUAAAAGAUGAAUGUUACGCGUUAAGUCUUUAUAAUAAUGGAUACGAUUGGUGUAAUCGCUAGUAUAAUGAAAUUUAUUUCAAAAUAUGUAUCUAUAAAAUAUUAGAAUUAGCAGAGAAUUAGAUUUACUUUUAAACAAUCGGUUUAGUGAAUUUUUAGAUUCAUUGCGAUGAUGGGAGGAAAGGAUCGUAGCGAAAUUAUAUUAUAUUCUAUAUAAUU
Camponotus floridanus (Florida carpenter ant) is the source of this 1548-nucleotide messenger RNA. Its product is annotated as lipase 3. The transcript has 7 exons. Bases 7 to 1392 code for a protein of 461 amino acids. Gene Ontology annotation, molecular function: hydrolase activity, acting on ester bonds. Gene Ontology annotation, biological process: lipid metabolic process. NCBI's taxonomy places the organism in Eukaryota, Metazoa, Arthropoda, Insecta, Hymenoptera, Formicidae. The record is from RefSeq and is a predicted model, not a curated record.